Nerophis ophidion (straightnose pipefish) is the source of this 2065-nucleotide messenger RNA. It is a transcript of the gene spock2, whose product is annotated as SPARC (osteonectin), cwcv and kazal like domains proteoglycan 2. The transcript has 10 exons. Lineage: Eukaryota; Metazoa; Chordata; Actinopteri; Syngnathiformes; Syngnathidae. Gene Ontology annotation, molecular function: calcium ion binding; protein binding. The record is from RefSeq and is a predicted model, not a curated record. Bases 238 to 1479 code for a protein of 413 amino acids.
AAAUGUAAAUAGGAUUUUGGAGUACUUGGUUGAGGAUUUCCAUUCCUAGGCUGGAAUAUCGGCUACAACCCCCUUGCAGGAGGAGACGGACACGAGCAUCCUGGAUGAUAAUCACCUUUUUUUUUUUCUUCUCUCUCCUCAUUCCCGCCUCCCGCGCCUUCAUCGCCCUCAUCUUCCUCCGCCAAGAGGACGGCGUGUGUUGUCCUUCCAUCCUCCAGCCCGCCUCACCUGCUCCACAUGGCGGAUAUAGUGCACCUGUCCGCCGCGCUGCUGCUGACCCUGCUGGCGCAGCUGGGCUCCAGCCUGCAGGCCGACGUCAGGAGCGUCAAGGAGGCGGAGAAGACGGACAAUUUCCUGGAGGACGAGCAGUGGCUGUCCACCAUUUCCCAGUACAGCCGCAAGAUCAAGCACUGGAACCGCUUCAGAGACGAUGACUAUGUGCGAAACUGGGAUGAGAAUCAAGGCUCCCGUGACAACGUGGACACCACCAAGGACCCCUGUCAGAAGGUGAAGUGCAGCAGGCACAAGGUGUGCAUGGCCCAGGGCUACCAGAGAGCUGUGUGCAUCAACCGCAAGAAGCUUGAGCACAGACUCAAGCAGCCCGUUCUCGGCUCGUCUCACGGCGACUGUCAGCCAUGUCCCGUCUCCUCCAGCGGGCCUGUGUGCGGCUCUGAUGGACACAACUAUGCCUCCAAGUGCAAGCUGGAGCAGCAGGCGUGUCUUACGGGGAAGGAGCUGACCCUGAAGUGUUCAGGUCUGUGUCCGUGUUCCACCACAGCUGCUCCCACCACCAAAGGCAGCAAGCGUGAGACUUGCACUGGACAGGAUCUCGCUGAUCUGGGCCAGCGUCUUCGGGACUGGUUUCAACUCCUCCAGAACAACGCCAAGCAGAACAACAACAGCAGCAAGACUGGAACCAAAAACACGGCAUCAGUGCUGGACAGGAGCCUGGUGGCCAGCUGCAGGGACUCCAUCGGUUGGAUGUUCUCCAAGCUGGACACCAACAACGAUCUGUACCUGGACCGGGCCGAGCUGGCCGCCAUCAACCUGGACAAGUACGAGAUCUGCAUCCGCCCCUUCUUCAACUCCUGCGACUCCUACAAGGACGGCAAGGUGUCCACGGCCGAGUGGUGCCUGUGCUUCUGGAGAGAGAAGCCUCCCUGCCUGACCGAGCUGGAGAGGAUCCAAGUGUUAGACGGCGCUAAAAGAAAGUCUGGUCGCUUCAUCCCCAACUGCGACGAGGACGGCUUCUACAGGAAGCUGCAGUGUGACAGAGGGGAGUGUUGGUGCGUGGAUCAAUAUGGAGGAGAAGUCGCAGGCUCCAGGGUCGGCGGCAAACCGGAUUGCGACGACGACGCCGCGUACUCCGGCGACUUCGGCAGCGCGGUGGGAUGGGAAGACGAAGAGGAAAAAGGCGGCGAGGAGACGGCGGAGGAGGAAGAGGCGGGAGAGGCGGAUGACGAGGGUUACAUCUGGUAAAGAGACGCGCCCCCUUUCCAACAGCAUCUCCAUGUUCUUAGCACGCACAAACAAAACAAGGUCCUGCGAGGAAACUCUGAAGAAGACGAGGUGUCCAGGGAGAACUGGAGGAAGACAAAAAGGUAGCAGGGAUGUCGUCAAAGGGAACAUAUCACUAGUUAUCAUCUUCUCCUUCAUUCAUUGGUGAAUCUUUCUUCUAUUCUCUCCUACGUCCUUUGACCUCUUUCAGCAGCAGCAGUAGUUAAACACGGCCUAUUCUUAUCUCCCCGUUAUUUACUUACAUUAGUUUUUAGGACGUCGAAAGCUCCCCUUUUUUGACUCCACCGUCCUCAUCUCAUGCGCUUCAGCUCAUACGUGACAGUCGUGCCGUCUCAUUUCUGACUCAGCAGAAGAAAACUAAAGUUUCCCCACGCGUCAUUCCCUCUAUGAUGUAAAUACAAAUAAUCCUAAUGUGUGUAGCGGAACACGCCCGUUGUCAACGCCUCCACGGGGCGAGCCGGACCCUCCUGCUUAGGUGGCAAGUGUACGUCGUAUCAUAAUGUGGAUCACUUGUUGUGUUUAAUAAAAAGGAAGUGGGAAAAAAACA